GUUGAUUCAAGAGUGGAGCAGGCAGGAACACGCACGAGCGCAAUGGAUACACAGCAACAAGUUACAAUACUCCGAGAAGGCUUCCUGGUCAAAAGGGGUCAUCUUGUGCACAACUGGAAGGCGCGCUGGUUCGUGCUGACGCCGGACAAGCUGAUCUACUACAAGUACGAAGGUGGCAAAAGAGACUCGUGUCAGCGGGGGAAAAUCAUGCUGAAGGAUUGCAUCAUUACUUGCCCCUUCCUCGAGUACGACAAUCGACCCUUGGUGUUCCGGCUUCAGACCAAGACCUGUGCGGAUCACUUCCUGGAGGCGUGUUCCCGGGAGGAGCGAGACGAGUGGGCCGGCGACAUCGCGGCGGCGGCGGACCGACUGGAGGGCCGCGCCGGAGCGGACGCUGACGCGGAUGGGUCGCCCGGCGUCAGCCCGUCCACGCCCCAAGGCUCACAACCGCACAACAUUAACCUGAGCAAAGUGCUGGAGGCCAUGUACGACGUUCACAGCGGAAUCAACAUGAGCAACCACGUGGAGCAAGGACGCAUGUACAGCAACUGCUUCUCAGGAUCUGCGGUGGUGGACUGGCUGGUGUUCACGCAGCUGGCUCUGAACCGAGCCGAGGCAGUGACGCUGGCGUCGGCGCUGGUGGAAGAGGGCUUCCUCCGCACCGUCGGCCUGCGGAGCGUGGAGGCGCUACGCACCGCCGGCCUCAGCGAGCUCUUCAUGGACGACUCCACUGCGCUUUACAGCUUCUCAGACGGCCUGAAGAAGCGAGGCUGCGUGAAGGCCGAGACCACGCUGUCCGCGGUGGAGCUCAGCGGUCAUGUGAUCAAAAGAGGCUACCUGCUCAAACAAGGCCACAGGAGGAAAAACUGGAAGAUUCGACUAUUUGUACUGCGCUCUGAACCCUCUUUCCUCCACUACUACGACCCCACCAAGGAUGACAUCAUUCCUGUCGGAGGAUUCCCACUCCGAGGCUCGUUGGUGUCCUCGCUGGAUGAUAACGGCGUUCCCUCUGGCGUGAAGGGCAACAUCCAAGGCAACCUGUUCAAGAUCAUCACCCAGUCGGACACACACUACUUCAUCCAGGCUCCCGGCCACCGGGAGAAGAUGGAGUGGAUCGACGCCAUCCGGGAGCACACGUAGCCGCACGUGCAGCAUUGUUGCAGAAAGAGGGUGUCAGCCAUUCAUAGUCAUGGAGCCAUGCUCCAUGACCAUGACUAUGAAAAGCUGCUUAGCAUUUCAAUGCUUCAAUACCUUUAUUUGUUUACAAAAACCAUAUUCAGUGUAUUUGUGUGUUUUUCAAGAUUAAACUUAAUAUUGAAUUAG
Phycodurus eques (leafy seadragon) is the source of this 1323-nucleotide messenger RNA. RefSeq names its product pleckstrin 2 (gene plek2). The transcript has 9 exons. The record is from RefSeq and is a predicted model, not a curated record. Gene Ontology annotation, biological process: actin cytoskeleton organization; intracellular signal transduction. Bases 43 to 1140 code for a protein of 365 amino acids. Gene Ontology annotation, cellular component: plasma membrane. Lineage: Eukaryota; Metazoa; Chordata; Actinopteri; Syngnathiformes; Syngnathidae.